Messenger RNA from Sciurus carolinensis (gray squirrel), 2771 nucleotides. RefSeq names its product SEH1 like nucleoporin (gene Seh1l). The record is from RefSeq and is a predicted model, not a curated record. Gene Ontology annotation, cellular component: nuclear pore outer ring; Seh1-associated complex. Gene Ontology annotation, molecular function: structural molecule activity; protein binding. The transcript has 9 exons. Gene Ontology annotation, biological process: cellular response to amino acid starvation; positive regulation of TORC1 signaling. Lineage: Eukaryota; Metazoa; Chordata; Mammalia; Rodentia; Sciuridae. The coding region runs from base 143 to 1225 and encodes 360 amino acids.
CGGCCUCCGACCGGGGGCGGGGCGAGAGGGCCGAAGGAGGCGCCUAGGCGGCUGGGUCUCAGAGCCUGCAGGCCACGCGCCGUCGCCGCCGCCCUCUUCGGAGGCGGGAGGGGCAGGCGGACGAGGCGCGUCGCCGGAAGCCAUGUUUGUGGCGCGCAGCAUCGCGGCGGACCACAAGGAUCUCAUCCACGAUGUCUCUUUCGACUUUCACGGGCGGCGGAUGGCGACCUGCUCCAGCGACCAGAGCGUCAAGGUCUGGGACAAAAGUGAAAGUGGAGAUUGGCAUUGUACUGCUAGCUGGAAGACACACAGUGGAUCCGUGUGGCGUGUGACGUGGGCCCAUCCUGAAUUUGGACAGGUUUUGGCUUCCUGUUCUUUUGAUCGAACAGCUGCUGUGUGGGAAGAAAUAGUAGGAGAAUCCAAUGACAAACUGCGAGGACAGAGUCAUUGGGUGAAGAGGACAACUCUCGUGGAUAGCAGAACAUCCGUGACGGACGUGAAGUUUGCUCCCAAACACAUGGGUCUUAUGUUAGCAACCUGCUCGGCAGAUGGCGUAGUGAGAAUAUACGAGGCACCAGAUGUUAUGAAUCUCAGCCAGUGGUCUCUGCAGCACGAAAUCUCUUGUAAGCUAAGCUGUAGUUGCAUCUCUUGGAACCCUUCAAGCUCUCGUGCGCAUUCCCCCAUGAUAGCCGUAGGCAGCGACGACAGCAGUCCAAAUGCAAUGGCCAAGGUUCAGAUUUUUGAGUACAACGAAAACACCAGGAAAUAUGCAAAAGCUGAAACUCUUAUGACAGUCACUGAUCCUGUACAUGAUAUUGCAUUUGCUCCAAACUUGGGAAGAUCUUUCCAUAUUCUAGCAAUAGCAACCAAAGAUGUCAGAAUUUUUACAUUAAAGCCUGUGAGGAAAGAACUUACUUCCUCUGGUGGGCCAACAAAAUUUGAAAUCCAUAUAGUGGCUCAGUUUGAUAAUCAUAAUUCUCAGGUCUGGCGAGUGAGUUGGAACAUUACUGGAACAGUGUUGGCAUCUUCGGGAGAUGAUGGCUGUGUAAGAUUAUGGAAAGCUAAUUAUAUGGACAACUGGAAGUGCACUGGCAUUUUGAAAGGUAAUGGGAGCCCAGUCAGUGGGAGUUCUCAGCAAGGAAACUCAAACCCUUCCCUAGGUUCAACCACUCCAAGUCUUCAGAACUCAUUAAAUGGAUCUUCUGCCGGCAGAAAGCACAGCUGAGUACAAGCUAACUGGAGUAACUUUGCUGUCUUGCUGCUUGUUGCAUGCACACAGGAAUGGGACGCCAGCUCCUCUCCCCCUUCCCUGCGCCCUCUGACCUCUCCCGAGACACACCAGCAGCCUGCUUACCACUAAACGCAGCCCAAAAGGCCUUUAGAAAUGCAGUGGAUAUCAUUUUUUUUUUGUAUAGUCAGUUUAUUGACACUAUUUGAAACUUUUGAAAUCUUUGGAGAGGCUUUUUGUUGAGACAUUGUCAUCAAAACAAUUUUUUGAAAUGUUCCUGAAACAAAUUUGGAUUUAAAAAUUAAAAGGAUUGUUACCAUCCUUGUAACUGGUUGGGAGGAGGGAAGAAACCAUUUUAUUCCAUUUGGAGAAUAUAGAUAUAUUUCUUUUGUUUUCUAAAUAAGCUAAACAUGAUGAAUUUUUAUAAUUUUAAUUUGAAGAUUGAAUAAAUAUUUUUCAUAAAGAUUGUUUUGAGUGCUAAUUUGUUUACCUUUUGUAGAAUUGCUUUAUAAAUGAUAUUAUUUCAUACAACUGUCAUUCCUUUGUAAUAUUUAAAAAAUAUUAAAGAGGAAAUUAGUAAAGUAGUCUUAGUAAGAUGAAAGGAAUUUGACUGUACAGUUUGUAGCCGAGUGGAGUGUUUGGUAUUGUUCCAUUCAUAAUUUGGUGGGAAAUGGAAACACCUUUAAAAUUCCAAUUCAUAUUCCCUAACGACUUAAAUGUUUCUGAUAAUGUGCAUGUAUAUUUUUGUGAUGUGAUUUCAUGGCUUAAAGUUUUCCUUCAAGACACAAUUUGGAAAUAUCAGUUAAAAUUUUGCUAAAAGUGUGCAUGCAAAUUAACUUCACAUUCCAUGUCUCAGGAUUUUCUUUAGCUUGCUGUUUCAGUUUGUUCAUAUUCUCUAGCUAUAAAUCUUUACAUUUGCUAAAAUGCAUAAGUAUUACGGGUAAGUUAUACAAUGGCGCAAUAAUAAUAAUAGGGCGUAAUAAUUAUUUGAGUCCUUUUACAUAUCAAAAUUCUGUAGCUAUUUUAAGGUUUUUGCAGAAAAAAUAAGUAUGUUUAAUGAUUGUAUUUCUUCAAAAGUAUGUUGCAAUAGCCAGACAUACAAAUGUAAAAGUGUAUUCAAAUUGGUUUUCAGUAUCAUGUAUGCACUAAAAAAUGUGUGCCUGCUGCUACAGAUGGAGCAUUGCUUGAAGUAAAAAAAGCACAUUAGGUUUGUAAAUUUACAGAGUGGCAUCAGAUAUGUUUCUGAGGGGUUAGAAAAGGUUUUAAAUUUAUAAAAUUAAUGUCUUUGUAACACUCACACUGAUAAUUUCUUUGAUAUUUUAACAGAUUGUAUUUCUUUCCUUCAAGUUUCUAUACUUGCUUAAGCAAUCUUGAUUUGAGUAAGGGUCUUGAUUUGUGCUAUUAUGUUCUGUUAGUUUUGGCAUGAAUAUACUAAAGCUUUUUUUUUCCAGCAUGUGUUUUCUCCUCUUUGGUUCUCUUUGUAUUUACUACUUUUCUCUUUUUCUUCUGUUUUGUUUUUGUUUCUUUUCUUUUUUUUUUUUUU